AUACCAAACAGAAGAUACUCGAUUAAUUGUUCGCAACCCAAUCGAGUGAUAGUAGUUCUAUCGCACUCCACGCUGACAAAAAUCCAGAGAAAUUGUAAGUCGUCGCAUCAAUUUGUGGAAUAAUAAUUUUCGGAAUAACCGACGGUAGAUUGAUGCUUAAAGUGCAUUGUGCAUACUAUACAAUACGCUUACAAAUCACUUAAAUAAUAUUCUCAAACACACACACCAUACAGUGUUCGAAAAAAAUAGACUUGCUGCAGGUGUCUUUUUCCUUUCGUUCGUUUGGCAACAAGUAGAAAUCUCCCCUGAAUCAUUGCCAUGCAAAAUUCAAGACCGAGAGGCUCCUCCUAUAAGCCGCAUCGUCGGCCAGCUGCUGGACAAUCAGCUAAUGUCAAGGCAAGCGAACCCAAAGCGGAAGCUCUUAAUUGUCAACCGGGUAAUGAUGAUAACGCGUGCGUCGUUUGCUUUAAAAAUGUUGAAAUCUAUUCAAUUGGCGACUGCGAUCAUCCUGUUUGUUACGAGUGCUCCACGCGUAUGAGAGUCCUUUGCCAGCAAAACGAAUGCCCCAUCUGUCGCCAUGUGCUGAACAAGGUACUGUUUACAUUGGAAAAGCUGCCUUAUCGCGAACUUGAAGCUGGCAAUCGCUCCGAUUUCUACAGCAAAAAAUAUCGCAUUGGUUUCUGCACUGCAGACAUACAACAGAAAUUCUAUAAGCUGUUAGAUCAUCCAUGCUCGCAGUGUAAUGUGCAACCGUAUCGCACGUUUGAGGCUCUGCGUAAUCAUGUGCAACGCGAGCAUCAUAUGUAUUUCUGCGACUUGUGCGUGAAGAACUUGAAGAUCUUUACAUUCGAGAGGCGCUGCUACACGCAGGCUGAGCUGACAAUACACAAUACCAAAGGAGACCCGGACAAUACUUCGCAUCGGGGUCAUCCGCUCUGCGAGUAUUGCAACAAGCGCUACGUGGAUCGAGAUGAGCUCUUCAGGCAUUUGCGAAGAGAUCAUUACUUUUGUCAUUUCUGCGAUGCAGAUGGCUGCAACGAUUUCUAUAAUGUCUAUGCCGACUUGGCUGAUCAUUUUCGCAAGGAACAUUUCCUUUGCGAGGAAGGCAAAUGCGCAACGGAGGAGUUUACGGGCGCCUUCCGCAACGAGAUUGAAUAUAAAGCUCACGUAGCGAGUGUGCAUGGCAAAACGCUGAACAAACAACAGGCCAAGCAGACGCGCACCUUACAACUGGAGAUUACGCUUGGACCACGUGGGCGUGCACGGGGCCCCAACGAUCAAGGCAUAACAAAUAUGAGAUCACGCAAUGAGGAGCAUCUGGAUUAUUUGGAUGAAUUGCCCUCAAGUAGCUCACAGCGAAACCAUCCUAUUACAAUAGAUGCUGGCAACGAGGAUGAGUUCCCUCAGCUUGCCGGCAUUACGCCUGGACCGAAUGUCUCUUUGGUGAGAGCGCCGCCACCGUCGAUGCGUAAUUUAAGCGGCACCUCGGGUCUGGCUCGCACUAAAGAAAACUUUCCAGCUCUUGGCGGGGCAGCUGGUGGCAGCAUAUCGAACGUGUAUAAUAGCAGCUAUGCUAACGCACGAGCUCAGCCUCAACCUGCUGCGACUACCUUUAAGAAGGCGUCUACUUCAGCCGCGAGCACUGGGGGAUCUGUAACGCGUGCCAAUGCACCGGCUAAUGGAAUGCUGUUGCAUGUCUCGAAUCGACCUGCGGCCAAUAAUAACAGCAAGAAAUCAGCAGGCCCGGAAAUGGACUUUCCCGCCUUGCCCAUGGGCAAGGGAAAAAAGGCGCGCAAUUUGGAAGAAGAUAUGUUGCCCGGCGCGGCCAUGCCCUUGAACAAUGUGGCUGCCAAGCAUCGUACUCUCGUCGAUGACUAUGUUUCCGUGGCACAUCCGAGCACCUAUCAGAAGAUACAAAUGGUACAAAAGGAAGAACUAGAGGCUAAGGCACGUCAAGAGGCGCUAAAGAAGAGUGCACCCAAACUGACGGCAGCCGAGUUUCCAACGCUUGCGCCAAGCAGCUCAAAAGCAGCAACGGCAACAACAACAUCUAAGCCCAAUAAUGGUGGCUCAGCGGGCUCUCUCAACUGGACGAAGCCAGUGUCAGAGAAGAAGCAAAAGGAUUUGGAGAAUCGCAAGAGUAAAGUGGCUCCAGCUCCCAUUUUGCCAACAUCGAGAGGUAGCAGCGCGACUAGUUUAAAUAACAAUAAAACGAACAACAUUAACAAACAAGAGCCAAAGCAACAGCCGGAGAACAACAAGAAGGAGAAGAAGCCCAAAGAGAAGAAGAACAAUCAAGAGAAUCAGCCUAAAGUGAACAACAAGCAGAAGGAGAAGAACAACAACAAUACAAAUAACAAUAACAAUAAUAAUAACAAUAACAUCGAUAAGCAGCAGCAGCAGCCACAACAGCAGCAGCUGCCAACUUCGAAUGGCAACUUAUCAGGGCCAUUGCGUGCACCACCCGGACUUGCUGCACCACCCAUUAAACCACCUCCUGGUUUCAUGUCAAAUGUAACUGUCAACUCGGUGGCUAAACUGCCCAACAAUUUGACUUUCACCUCUUCCUUGGGCGAGAAUUAUAGCAUUGUGCCUAGUGCCAAUUGCUAUAUUGAUCCACCCGAUGCAGCAAUCCGGAAUCAGAACCUAGUGGAUCAGCUGUGUAAGGUACUAAAAACACCCGAGGCCUUUAAUGAAUUUCGCUUGCUUUCGUCCAGCUUUCGUGAUGGCACCUGUACGGCUCAAGCCUACUACGAGCAUUGCCAAAGCGCCAUGUCGGACAAGUUCCAAAGUCUCUAUCCGGAGCUCUUAGCCAUGUUACCCGAUAUUGGCAAACAGCAGGAAUUGUAUUUGGUGCAUAAACAACAUGUGAACAGUUUGCCACCCAGCCAGAGUAAAUUACUGCCUCAGCUCGAAGUGUGCAGAAGCUGUAAACAAAUCGUUUUGCCCAAUGAUUUGGCCAGUCAUCAAAAAGCGCAUGAGCUGUCAAAGAACUUUCCUUCGCUCGAUAAUGCUGCUUCGAAUAAUUUGCUAAAUGCGGGAGCCAAGAAUGCACAACGUAAAUAAAAACCAGAGCCAUACAGUUUCAGCAGUCACGACAGCAACAGCGACAGCAAAAACAAUUACAACGAAUAAAUUCCAA
Molecule: messenger RNA, 3142 nt
Organism: Drosophila navojoa
Lineage: Eukaryota; Metazoa; Arthropoda; Insecta; Diptera; Drosophilidae
Product: E3 ubiquitin-protein ligase ZNF598
Biological process (GO): protein ubiquitination; rescue of stalled cytosolic ribosome
Molecular function (GO): ubiquitin protein ligase activity; ribosome binding
Source: RefSeq, a predicted model, not a curated record